This is a messenger RNA of Strongylus vulgaris, 722 nucleotides long. NCBI's taxonomy places the organism in Eukaryota, Metazoa, Nematoda, Chromadorea, Rhabditida, Strongylidae. The record is from the annotation of a GenBank genome assembly.
GUCGAGGUGGCAUCACAAGAGCGGCAGAAGAGCAUUGUCAAAAGUUGCAAACUCCUGAGCAUGGUUGCCAGCAGCAGAGCCUUGAAAAGAAACGCUCAACUCACAUGCUUUCUCUUGCUGACGUUUCUGCGCGUAUAUUAUCGUCUUUACCCUCCAUAUACCUUCGUGAUGAUCAUCAUGACAAAUAUGAUACCGUUGCACUGCGGCUGCUCUCUGAAAGCAUCGAACGUAGCGAAACUGAGCCUAGAUCAUCUCAUAAUAUCUUUCAAUCACUCAUGGAUCGUACGGGAUGUAUCGCUGUUAGCGAUCAGCGAAGUCAGCCUACGGACAACACGUGUGAGAACAUAUUCCAAAACUGCCCGAGUGGUUUUGAAUUGUUGUGCCAUGAUUCUUCGAUCACUCCCGAACUAGAAAAACUUUUCAAUCAGACGGUGGGUGCGAGUAAGCUUGAUGAUGACCCAGAAUUUGCGGCACACGCUGACCUGAGACCCAAAAUUCCCUCAGUUCAGAAACAGACUUCAUCCUUGAUGACACCUGCUUCGCUUGGUUCACAUAAGUUGACCACAUCAUCAUUUCGACCCAAAGAGAUUGCGGCUGAAGAUAUCGAUGCAAUUGAUGUUUCAUCUUGGAAAUUUCCAUUUUCAAGAAGUCCUUCCUCGUCAAGCGGCUCAUCAAUAGAUGAUAUCAACUUUGAAUGGACUCUUCCAAAAGCAAGCAAGUGA